This is a messenger RNA of Aspergillus niger, 558 nucleotides long. RefSeq lists its product as uncharacterized. Gene Ontology annotation, biological process: protein targeting to vacuole; negative regulation of gluconeogenesis; protein catabolic process in the vacuole. Bases 1 to 558 code for a protein of 185 amino acids. The record is from RefSeq and is a predicted model, not a curated record. Gene Ontology annotation, cellular component: GID complex; extrinsic component of membrane. Lineage: Eukaryota; Fungi; Ascomycota; Eurotiomycetes; Eurotiales; Aspergillaceae. The transcript has 2 exons.
AUGUCUACAGCGUUGAUGUGGAGAUCAAGCACGUUGAUAUGCUUGAAUCUUAUCUUUGUGGAUACCUCCGCAUACAAGGUCCGUGAGCGCUUGCACCAGCCCGCUGUGGCCCAUUCUAAUCUUUUUGCAUCAGGUCUUACCGAGGAUCACCCUACUCUAACAACGUUUUUUGAGGGCGAAAUCAUCGGAACCAAGCACACGUUUAAAACUAGAAAUGAAGCAUGGGGCGCGACCGAAAAGACUGACAUGCAACAUUGGGGACGGUUUCCCGCUUGGCGAUCGCAGGCGAAACAGGCGAAGAGACCGGAUUUCACAUUUCGAAAUUUUGCCCAGCGUGAGCAUCUCUUCAUGCGUUGGAAAGAGUACUUCCUCGUUCCCGAUCAUCGCGUGAGGUCGAUCUCCGGAGCCAGCUUCGAAGGCUUCUACUACAUAUGUUUUAAUCAGGUGGAGGGAACGGUUGCUGGGAUUUACUUUCACGCCAAGAGCGAAAAGUAUCAACAACUCGAACUCAGACAUGUCAAAGACUACGGUUGUGCGCCAGCCAUGGAGUUCCGUUGA